GCACUGUCAACUGCAAAACUUCCUUCAGGAAUUGUUCUGCUGACCCACAAAACUUUUGGAAUAUGAUAUCGAUGAUCACAGUAGUUCUAGAUUCGGGAUGCAAAGAGGAUCCUGGAGUUUGAGCCUAGAGGAACUACUUCCUUAGUCCAAACACCAAAGGUGUUUGUGGAACUCCCUCUUCAUUCUCUUUAACUUGAUGAGUACUACUGUGAUUUUUCAAGAUCAACUCUAGGAUUCAUUUUGCUGUUGAUUCCUUGGUUGUUUGGGUGUCCAAGUGUUUUUGCCCAGAGGGGAAUUUGAACCAAUCCAAAGACACCUUAGGCAACUCCUCCUUCAAGUGAAGCAAAGCUUCUCCUGUCUACUGUAUGGUGUGAAGUCGUGAACAUGGAUUUUUCACGUCUCCAUAUGUACACACCUCCUCAGUGUGUGCCAGAGAACACUGGCUAUACGUAUGCACUCAGUUCAAGCUAUUCUUCUGAAGCUCUGAAUUUUGAGACUGAACACAAAUUGGAUCCAGUGUUUGAUUCUCCAAGAAUGUCCCGGCGCAGCUUGCGGUUGGUCACUACAGCAAACAUCAGCAAUAGCGGCCAAACAGAAAACGUUCAUUCUUUUGCUGAAGACGCGACCUCUUUACAAGACAGAGCUUCCAAAACAGUAAAGCAGCGCAGAGGAGUAAGCAAGCAGACUGUCAUAAAUAACAUUCCAAGAAAAGCUGCCUCCAAUUCCUCUUCCUUUCGCAGUCAGAAUAACUUCACUAGUCAAGCUAGUGAUGCGUCUUUGAAAUCCAGUGUACUGGAUGAGUCUUUGAUUCGUGAGCAGACCAAGGUUGACCAUCUCUGGGGUCUUGAUGAUGAUACUGAUUUUAAAGGCGGGAGCAAAACAACAAUUCAAGAAAAUGGUGAUUUGGCAGUAAGAGAAACAACUACGAUCAAUGGCUAUAUCUGCAAUGCUUGCAGCAUGCUUUCCGAGCGAAAGGAUGCCCUCACAAUGUAUUCUGCAUCUCAUGGACCAUCAUCAAGAAUUUAUUCUAGAGAUAGAAGUCAAAAACGCGGUGCAACUUUCCACAUGAAUAGGAUUUUACGACUGGCCAAGUGCACUGCAACAACUUUAACAUCAUUGCUAUUUCAACUUUUUCAAGUUGUUUUUCUGAAGCUGGGUUACGAUUCGGGAAGUUACAAAUUUAAAAGUUUCCAAUCAAAUGAUUACGAAUCAAAAAGUUAUGACUUGAAAAGCCAUGAAUCGAAAGCUUUUUCAAAUUACUGUGGAAGUGUAAAUGUAAAAGAAAUUCUCAGAGAGGAUGGCCACCUCAGUGUAAAUGGAGAAUCAUUACGUGAUGACUGUAAGGGGAAGAAACAUCUCGAUACACAUACAUCAGUCCACAUGCAAUCUUCAAGGUCAAAAAGGGUAGCCAGGACCAUUUGGCACAUCUUUUCUUUUGCAGGUUCCUUUUUGAUGCAAACACUGCAUAGGAUUGGAGCUGCAGGGUGGUAUGUGUCCAAGAAGGUGUUAUCGUUUCUGUGGUUGGCCAUUGUCUCUCCAGGGAAGGCAGCCUCUGGAACAUUCUGGUGGCUAGGAACCGGGUGGUACCAAUUCGUUACUUUGGUUUCUUGGCUGAACGUGUUUCUUCUUACAAGAUGCCUUCGAAAAGUUUGCAGGUUGUUUCUGUUGCUCAUCCCCCUGUUACUCUUACUAGGUCUUGGUCUGUCGCUGUGGGACCAGGGAGGUUUCCGUUCAUUCUUGCCUGUAUUUAAUUGGAAAAACAUGUAUAGACCACAAAUGGUGAAUGAUGAGUCCAGACCCUUUUUCAAGCCUCAGACCGAUUCUUCUCAUCUUAAUCAGCCUCCAGAGGGUGACACAAAAUUAUUUGAUUGGCAUCGAAUGGGUGAGAUAGAAAGGCAAAUGACCUUUCUAUCUGAGAGAUGUCACAACUAUGAUGAAGAAUAUGGAAAAGUGACUCUGCUGCUUCAGAAACUGCAGACCAGAGUAGAUCAGAUGGAUGAUAAAAGUGGAUCAUUGUCAUUGAUUAAAAAUAUAGUGGAGCAGCAUCUAAAAGAAAUGAAAUUGGCUGGAUCGUCAGACUCGAAGACUGAUUAUAUGGCUUUCUACAAAGACCAUGAAUUGCGUAUUUUGAAGUUGGAAGACCUCCUUGGAGAAAUAUCAGAAAAAUCUGAGGUAAUUCAGAAGGAACUAGAACAGACCAAAUCGAGAACAAUUAGUGAAGGUUACGAACAUCAGGACCUCCUUUCCAAGAUUAAACAUUUUGAACUAGAGCUGGCCCAUAUGAAAUCUGAAUUGUUAACUUGGCAGGGCCUGAAGACCAGCUGUGAAAAAAUAGAAACCAUGCACACAAGAGUCGAUUCCCAGGUCAAAGAAACCAUCAAGCUUAUGUUUUCUGGUGAUCAGCAAGAUGGCUCUCUUGAAUGGCUGCUACAGUGGCUUUCUUCCAAAUUUGUAAGCAAAAGUGACUUACAGACUUUAUUACAAGACUUGGAGCUGCAAAUUCUGAAGAACAUUAGUCUUCACAUGUCUUUGACAAAACAGAUGCCAACCUCAGAAACAGUGAUAACUGCUGUGAGCAGCGUUGGGAUUUCUGGCAUAACAGAAGCGCAAGCACAUACAAUUGUAAAUAAUGCUCUGAAGCUCUAUUCUCAAGACAAAACUGGCAUGGUGGACUUUGCUUUGGAAUCUGGAGGUGGUAGUAUUCUGAGUACUCGCUGUUCUGAGACAUAUGAAACCAAAACCGCGUUAAUAAGUCUCUUUGGAAUUCCUUUGUGGUAUUUCUCACAGUCUCCCCGGGUGGUGAUUCAGCCCGACAUACAUCCAGGGAACUGCUGGGCAUUUAAAGGAUCCCAGGGAUAUCUUGUUGUUAGACUGUCUAUGAUGAUUUACCCAACAGCUUUUACGCUAGAACAUAUACCAAAGACACUUUCACCAACCGGCAACAUCACCAGUGCUCCUAAAGCUUUCUCAGUAUAUGGAUUAGAAAAUGAAUAUCAGGAAGAAGGACUGCUUCUAGGACAAUUUACUUACAAUCAAGCCGGAGAAUCACUUCAGAUGUUUCAAGCAGCGAAAAAACCUGAGAAGGCUUUCCAGAUAGUGGAGCUUAGGAUUUCUUCGAACUGGGGCCAUCCUGAAUACACGUGUCUGUAUCGGUUCAGAGUGCACGGAGAACCUAUCAAGUAAAAAAACACUCCCUCUCUUUGGACAUUUUUGUAUAUAUCGGACACCCUGAAACACUGGAACCCCUCCAAAAUGAAGGUACAUCCUACUGCGGGAUAAAAUUAUCCUUAUUAAAGUUCAAAAGCUGUCAGCUUGAUGGUCAACUUUGUAUUUUAAAUGUUCAUAGCGAGAAACUGCAUGAUGAACACUCUGCUUCACAGAGCUAAGUAGCCAAACAGGUGAUAUAUGUUGUAUUCCAUUGGAAUGUACAGUUAGCCAACUACUCGUUUUGUUCUUGGGAUCUGUUUAUAGCAUAAAACCUCAUCUAUAUACUACGUUUGUGUGGCACCAGAAGUCAAGGCAGGUGAAACGGUCACCUUCAGUUUGGUUUUGCUCCUUUCCGUUUGUCUCGUAAGGACUAUUUUGGCAGAUGACUUCUCAUCUGUUCAAUUGUACACAGGUUACUGUCAGGGAAAAAAAACGCAACCAAAACGUCUUUAAGCACCAGAGGCCUAAAACUUGGCUACUUUAAAGAAUUGCCUUAACCCCAAAGCCAGUGGUUAUUUUAAAUUGGGUGGGGGAAGGAAUCCUUUUAUUUUGUUCUCCUGGAUAACUUGCCCUUAUUUGUCAGUCAGCGAGACGAAGAGACUAUUGGACUUUUACUGGACAAUAAGUGUGUGCAAGGGGGAAGGGGGCUUGUUUUUUCAACACUGACUUGAGAGUUUGGUUGUAAGACUAACCCAGAUGUAGAUCUACACAAGCAGUCUCUGUAGUUAAAAAUCAAUGAUUUCUCAGGUUUGAAUUGUGCUCAUCCUGCUUAAGUUAAAUUAAGGUUACUCUAGGGUUUGCUUUGGGUGAAAUUCUGCUGCAAAAGACGACACUAAUGUGUACCAAACUCUUUCAAAGGCAAAGGCAGCAUGUUUAUUCCACUAUGUUGUUAGCAGUGCUGUUGAUAAUGUGCUCUCUCAAGUGGCUCAUUUAGCUGCGAAUGAACUUUCUGGUCAUUGUUCUUUCCUUCAGCAAGCAUUUUCUUACCCGGAUAGAAUUGGGAGUUGCAUCGUAUUAUGCCUGCAUGCACCGCUUUCACGUGUCCGAUCCUUAGAGGCUUUUUUGGUUAUUGUCAAUAUUUAAUAUUUUGAAUAUUUUACUGAAAAAUCUUUAUAAACAAGACAUCUGCAAGGCAUUUUGUGAGCAGAUAUUUUAUCUUAAAAAUUGUAUUAGAUUUUAUUGGGUCGAAAAUUUUAGGUGUACCAUAAAUGUUGUUUUCCGAAAAAAAAAAAUGAAACGAUGGUGCUGCUUUUCUGAAUAGAGUUUUAUGUAUAUUGCACAACAGUCCUCAAACAUGACAGUGCUUGACAAAAAGCCCCAUGAAUUAGCAUUGUUUGCUGUCUUGACAGGAGUGGAACUAAUGCCUAUGCAGAGAAGUUGGAUACAUGUACAUUUAUUUCAUAUAUUUUAGGUUAAAUAUUUAAACUGAAAUUAUCCUGUAUAAAUCUAAAUUUGGGGAUGGACAUAUUUUGAAUACUAAUUUAUUUUUUAAAAUGCAAGAUAGGACUUUGUGCAAUGUAUUUUUGUAAAUGCUUUUCAAAAUAACUGUCUCUAGUGUUUCUUUUGCCGCCUCCAAAUUGACAAGACGCUACGGAGAUGUUUAAAUAAAGAGUUUUAAUUUUUGAAAGUGCAUGUAAUGUUUCAAGCAUAAUAAACAGCAUAUUUCUUUUCCGAA
Messenger RNA from Tachyglossus aculeatus (Australian echidna), 4882 nucleotides. RefSeq names its product Sad1 and UNC84 domain containing 1 (gene SUN1). NCBI's taxonomy places the organism in Eukaryota, Metazoa, Chordata, Mammalia, Monotremata, Tachyglossidae. Gene Ontology annotation, biological process: nuclear envelope organization. The transcript has 25 exons. Gene Ontology annotation, molecular function: protein-membrane adaptor activity. The record is from RefSeq and is a predicted model, not a curated record. Gene Ontology annotation, cellular component: meiotic nuclear membrane microtubule tethering complex; nuclear envelope. The coding region runs from base 385 to 3183 and encodes 932 amino acids.